This is a messenger RNA of Balaenoptera ricei (Rice's whale), 333 nucleotides long. It is a transcript of the gene FIMP1, whose product is annotated as chromosome 15 C16orf92 homolog. The record is from RefSeq and is a predicted model, not a curated record. The coding region runs from base 1 to 333 and encodes 110 amino acids. The transcript is spliced from 4 exons. Lineage: Eukaryota; Metazoa; Chordata; Mammalia; Artiodactyla; Balaenopteridae. Gene Ontology annotation, biological process: fusion of sperm to egg plasma membrane involved in single fertilization.
AUGAGGCCGUGGCAGUGGGCGCAGGUGUGGAUGUGGCUGGCUGGGCUGGGGACCAUAGAAUCAGCUCCCAGCCUGGAGAGUGCCAAGGCCUUGACCCGGGGAGCAGAGUCUCCACUCUUCCUAGACAGACCUGACUUCUUUGAUUACCCAGACUCGGACCAAGCCAGGCUCCAGGCCCUGGCCCAGUUCAUUGGAGAGAGACCUGUCAUCUUUGUUAACUCAGGUUCCGACUCCAGGCUCUUCCAUCACAUCCUGGUGGGCGCUCUGGUGGUGGCCUUCUUCUUCCUGCUUUUCCAGUUCUGCACACACAUGAGCUGUGAGAAAGGGGCCUAA